Gavialis gangeticus (Gharial) is the source of this 2373-nucleotide messenger RNA. RefSeq names its product fucosyltransferase 9 (gene FUT9). Gene Ontology annotation, molecular function: alpha-(1->3)-fucosyltransferase activity. The record is from RefSeq and is a predicted model, not a curated record. NCBI's taxonomy places the organism in Eukaryota, Metazoa, Chordata, Crocodylia, Gavialidae. The transcript has a single exon. Gene Ontology annotation, cellular component: membrane. Bases 3 to 1082 code for a protein of 359 amino acids.
UUAUGACAUCAACAUCAAAAGGAAUUUUUCGGCCAUUUUUAAUUAUCCUCAUUGUCCUGGGUUGUUUCAUGGCAUUUCUGCUUAUUUACAUCAAACCAACAAACAGCUGGAUCUCUGGUCCUAUAGAGUCUGCCAGCUCAGUUUUGAAAAUGAAAAGCUUCUUUUCUCCAAAAAAUGAUAAUUUUAAUGAAACUACUAUAUUGAUCUGGGUUUGGCCCUUUGGUCAAACAUUUGACCUUGCAUCCUGUCAAACAAUGUUCAACAUCCAUGGGUGCCAUCUGACUAUUGACCGCUCAUUAUAUAACAGAUCCCAUGCCGUUCUCAUUCACCACAGAGACAUCAGCUGGGAUCUGACUAAUUUACCUCAGCAAACUAGACCACCAUUCCAGAAAUGGAUCUGGAUGAACUUGGAGUCUCCAACUCACACUCCACAAAAGAGCGGCAUUGAACACCUUUUCAACUUGACCCUGACUUACCGACGUGAUUCAGAUAUUCAGGUGCCUUAUGGCUUCAUGAUGGUUAGUACAACUCCAUUUACAUUUGAAGUCCCAAGCAAAGAGAAGUUGGUCUGUUGGGUUGUAAGUAACUGGAAUCCUGAGCAUGCUCGAGUCAAGUAUUAUAAUGAGCUUAGCAAAUACAUUGAAAUCCAUACCUAUGGGCAAGCAUUUGGAGACUAUGUGAAUGAUAAAAACUUGAUUCCAACUAUCUCCACUUGUAAAUUUUACCUUUCCUUUGAAAACUCAAUCCACAAAGAUUACAUUACGGAAAAACUGUACAAUGCUUUUCUUGCUGGGUCUGUACCAGUGGUACUGGGCCCAUCCCGAGAAAACUAUGAGAAUUAUAUUCCAGCAAACUCUUUCAUACAUGUGGAAGAUUUUCUUUCCCCCAGAGAGCUAGCAGAGUAUCUGCUGAUGCUUGACAAAAAUAACAAACUGUAUCUUAGCUACUUUAAGUGGAGGAAGGACUUCUCAGUGCAUCUUCCCAGGUUCUGGGAAUCACAUGCAUGCCUUGCUUGUGACCAUGUAAAAAGACACCAGGAGUACAAGUCUGUUGGUAACUUAGAAAAAUGGUUUUGGAAUUAAACUUUUACCCCUUUGUGCACUUUUUGGAAGAAGCUGACCGAAUCAUCAGUCUACACAUACAUGGAGGGGCUGGAGAAGAGAACUUUCUGUGUUUUAUGUCACAGUUUAUCAACUAUCUUCUCUUGAGUAUCUUCUCUUGAGUAUCUUAUUUAUAUUUGUCAGAGACUUUAAAAGCUCAGCAUCAGCAGUCAUUAAAACUCAGUUUUAAAUUACAAUGUAUAUAGCUAAUUAUGUGCACUGAAGAAUAAUUUAUUGUUUACUAUAAUUUUUAAAAAGGUUUUUCACACUUUCCGUCGAAUAUCUGUCCCAGUCCUAACACAUGAAGUAGUGAUUUUUUAACAUUGUGUUUUUACAUUAGAUUAGAAUAGCUGUUUAACUUGUUUGGAAAAUGAAGACACAAAUCUUGAAAUAGAGAAUUUUAAUGAAAUAAUCUAAUGGUUUUGUUUGAAAAUUGUGUAAUAUUUCAAAAGACAGUGUUGUUUGUUAUGUUUUAAACUCUACCCUCUUAAAUUCUAAGAACACUGUAAAACUGAAUGCAUAGUGUUAUUCAAGGAGUAGGAGCUGACUUCAUAGGAGCUACGAAUUUAGAAAUGUAGCUUUAAAAAUGCUUACAGUAUAAGAAAGCCUCUAGUUUCUAAACAGGAAGAUGUCAGUCUCCUAAAGUUAACAUGUCUUGAAAGUAUAUUUAUCUUCUUUACAUGAAGUAUUGAAGUGCUAAGGAAAAUCAAGCUUUGGCUCAUCCAAGGUGCAAAGCACAUGUUUAGAUUUAAUUUAAGCAAGUGCUUAAAUCCAGUUGUGUUUACUUGAAUCACGGCAGCAACAGGUGAUGUUAUUUCAAUAACAGUUAAAUUACAUGUGCUUGAUCACUUUCAUCUUUAUAACUAGAGCUCUGCUAAUAAUCAUAAUUAUUAAAAAUAAUUUUAUUUAGAUGAUUUACUAAUGUUUAUAUAUUUGGGAAUUAUUCAUCCAGCUCUAUAAAGGCUUCUUACAAGUGUCAUUGAACUUUAAUCAUACAUGGGGUACAUACUGAGGUGGGUGAAUAAUGACAACAAAUAUUACCUGAACAUUUUUAUUACAAAAAAUGAUGGAAUUCAUUGAAUAAAUUUUAGGGUAAUAUUAGUCAGCCAGCUCUACUGAUCAUAUAGGCUCAGUUAUUUAUUUUCUCCUUUAAAAUUAUGUAAUAUGACAAAUGAAAACAAAAGUAUUCAUUGGAGCAAUAGAUACUACCAAGUUUUGAAUAUAAGCAUUAUAUUUCAUAAAUAUUAUGUUUUUCUGAUAGAAAAUACUCAAA